This is a messenger RNA of Homarus americanus (American lobster), 711 nucleotides long. Its product is annotated as translation initiation factor IF-2-like. The coding region runs from base 1 to 711 and encodes 236 amino acids. The transcript has 2 exons. The record is from RefSeq and is a predicted model, not a curated record. NCBI's taxonomy places the organism in Eukaryota, Metazoa, Arthropoda, Malacostraca, Decapoda, Nephropidae.
AUGGCAGGAACCAGUCCAGAGCCCGACAAAUCCUGCAGGAGACAUGCUGAGGGCGUGAGGUGUGGGCGGCGCCUACCACCUCUGGCCGAAGCGAAAAACACCUCGGAAAUCGACGGAUCUCGCCUGAAUAUUGUUCCUCGAAACUCGCCCAUCAUUCUCACACAAAAAUCGGUGGUGUCCCCAGGGACCCUGCCAGAGGCGGUGGUGCCCUCAGGGGUCCUUCCAGGGACAGCAGCGCCCCCAGGGGCACUCCCAGGGUCCCUGCCAGGGGCGGUGGUACCCCCAGGGUCCCUGCCAGGGGUAAUGGUGCCCACAGGGGCCCUGCCAAGGACUCUCCCGGGGGCAGCGGCGCUAACAAGGAACCACGGCGCCCCCAGGGCCCCUCUAAUGAGCGGUGGCACAACUAGUGGCCCUCCCAUGGACAGUGGCACCCCCAGGGACCCUCUCAGGGGCGGUGGCACCACCAGUGGCCCUCCCAUGGACAAAGGCGCCCCCAGGGGUCCUCCCAGGGACCACGGCGCCUCCAGGGGCCUUCUCAUGGGCGGUGGCGCCCCCAGGGGCUCUCCCAGGGGCAGCGGCGCCAACAGGGGACUUCCCAAGGACAGUGGUAACCCCAGGAGCCCUUCCAUGGACAGCGGCGCCCCCGGGGGCCCUUUCAGGGGCGGUGGAGCCCACAGGGGCCCUGCCAGGGGCUAUGUAUUCUGUAAUUAA